GUUCCAAGAUGCGUGGUUUUGCUCCGCGCUAGCUCUGCCGCUUGUCUUUUGGCUCCCGACAUCCCCGUCACCUCUGAAUCUCACCUUCUUUUUUUUUCGUGAUUGCACUUCUACUUGUACAGCAGCGAUAUUUUCCUCCACCCAAAAGUGGCCAUGCAUUACAGCCGCUGACCAGUGCAGCUGAGACUGAAGCACCUUUACCCAAACUCGACGAUAAUACCGACGAAACAUGCGCAAGCAUCCCAGCUGACGCGACAAGCGAAGUCAGCCCAGACCCUGUCUCGAGAGAGGCUGACGUUGAGACGCCAAUUGAAAACCCCACGGUCGAAGAAGAGCAGACCGAAGACGCCGCGGCCGAUCCAAUCGUUCUUCAAGAUAUUUCCGAACAAAUCGACGAUGAUGUUGUAGUUGCCAACGUAGCGCUAGCUGAAGCCGAGCCCGACUCUGCACCAGACAUGCCGGCCAAAAAGGUGCCGGAAGUGGUCCAUGAGGACGUUGGGCCCGAUGAGGAGCCACAGCAUUCGGAGGUUUCCAGCGGAGCCAGCACAGGACCAGAGCCGGAUGAUGAACCAGUAGAAGAGCAGGGAUCCGAUGCGGGGAGCGAAUCUGGGUCAGAGUCCGAAGAUGAUGACUGGUCUGGAUCUGAAGUGUCUGCCGCACCUUCUGCCUCUGAAGUUCCCCAGGCCGACGACGCGCCUGACUCAGCACCCGCUGAAGAUGAAACAACGAAUGCCGAAGAGGCUCCGCCGAGUGAAGUCGCUGAUGUCACUGCUGCUGAGCCUGAAGAGCCGGAGGAAGAUCAGUCAAUCCAUGACGACGAUGCCGGUUCCGAUGACGAUGCUGCUUCCGGGCUCUCCUCGAAUUCCCAAGAAGAGCCAGAGAGUUCUAUGGUAGUCGACGAUGCUGCCGAGCCCGACGAGCCAGAAGCUUCUGAGAGUCCAGAGUCGCCUGCCGAAUCGGCCGCGGUCACAGAAGCGCAUCCAGGUCUAUCACUCGAAGUUAAUGUCGCAACUUCUGAAAUCGUCCCUGAGGCAGAGUCUCCAGCAUCAGAGGUCGAAGAUCCGUCUGAUCCUGCGCUCGAAGCAGUCAAGGAGGAGCAAGGAGAUGACGGGAACGAUGCCAGUGCUAUCACUCAAGAAGACUCUGCGAACGACGAUUCACUAGUUUCGUCACAAGACUCUGCUGAGCCUGAAGAGGAGACCGCAGCAGCUACCGAAGUGUCUGAGCCGGCAGAUGCACCCCAACCAGGAGAGGAAGUUCCCCAGGAAGAUGAGGGUGACGAUGCUUCUCAAGUCAGCGAAUCUGGCAGCGAGAGCGAGGCUGGAGAGUCCGUUGCACCGCCGGAAGACCCUGCUGAGGCCGAUGACGACGCUGCACCAACCACAGUUGACGGAGAGGAGCUAGACACCGGCGCACCGCCUGCUGAAGACCCAUCAACCGACGGGGUCGAGAACCAGGCAUCUGAAGUGGGCGAUGUAUCCGUGGCUGAGGAAGAGGCGGAACAACCCGCUGAACCAGAGACAGCUGAAGCAGUCACAGAAGAGCCGGAGCCGGAAGCGGAAGCGGAAGCUGUUGAGCAAGAUGCGGAGGCAGCUGCAGAUGAGCCAGACGAGUCGCCGGCUGAGGAGGCUGCCGAUCCAGAGGAAUCGGUGGCGACGCCAGAUGAAGCCGUCGAUGAGGGACCAAAUGCAGCCGAGGAAAACGAAUCUGCUGCGGCUGACGCCGAUCCUUCACUCGUUGAAGAGACUGAAGAAGUUCUGCCAGAACCGCCUGCUGAAGAGUCACCAGAGCCACUUAGUGAGGAUGGUCAUUCCAGCGACGGAUCUGGAGCUACAGGGGACGCAGAUGAGCCAUCAGUGGUUGAGGCCAGCGAAGCAAACGCCGACGGUGCUGAAAAUGCUCCACCUGCAUCAGAGUCAGCCCCGGAAGAAGACACACCACCGGAAGAGGCUGCUGUGGAGGUGGAAGAAGCGCCCGCUGAAGCCGCUGAGCCAGUAGUAACGGGCAGUGAUGCUGAAGAAGCUGCGGCCGACGAAUCAGCGGAGGAAGCAAACGAUGGCGAAGAGCCGACGCCGUCGCCUGAUGUCGAGCUUGAAGAAGAACAGGUACAGGCACCAUCUGAGGCCCCCGAAGAAGAACAGCUAGAACCCGAUUCAACAGCUGCUGUUGAAGAGCCCGAGCCACCAGUUGAACCUGUUCCUGAGGAAGCUGAAGAACCGGCUGAGGCGGCCCCAGAGCCAACGCAGGAACCCGAGGAACCCGCUCCAGUAGCGGCGGAUACAGCCGCCGAAGAAACCUUGGAAGACCAUGAUGCGGAGGAGUCGGUACCAGCCCCCGAAAUGGAGGUUGAAGAGGUCGUAGCCGAGGUGGCCAAUGAAGAGAGUCCCGAACCCCAGCAGGCUGAUGACGAUGCACCGGCAGACCGGUCCCUCGACGUUGAUGAAAUUCCAAGCGCACCUUCACCCCUACCGUCCGUAGCUGCUGUUGCUGCUGCCGGUAUUGUUGGUGCCGCUGCUGCUGCUGUAUUGGUCGACCAAACCGCCGAUGACCGUGCGGUCAGGGACCGCGAUUUUGCAAUCGAGGACGAACCUUCAGCCGAUACGCCCAGUCGUGAGAGGACUCAUCGCCGACAUUCGCACUCCCGUCGUGAAAGCCAGCACCGACCGAGCCGCAGACGCGAAAGUGGUGCUAGUAUCAGGGAGCGACCAAUAAUGCCAACGACGGCCGUUCCCGAUGCGCCAAGGACGAGGCGUCGCGACAGCAUGACAGAGCGCGAAGCGGCCGAGCGUAGAAGGGUAAAACUACGCGAGGCCGAGAUAGCCAGUAGUGGUAGCGACAUACAAAAGGCGUACCCGGAUCCAUACCGCUCACACUACCGGGAACCCAGGGGUGAAGAGAGAUACAGCAAGCGUCGCCCAGUGGAGGAGGUUGACGAAGAAGCUGAUAGACAGAAGCGACGCGAAGCUCGGCGGGCUGAGAGAGCUGAGAAAGAGCGACUUGCCGCCGCAGACGCUGCCCGCUUAAAGGCAGAAGAGGAGGCGAGAAAGUUGGAGCAUCGUGAGAGACGUCGAGCAGUCAGGCGUGCCGAAGAGGAGCUCAUGAGGGCCAUGGAGGAACGCAAGAAGCUCAAAGAAGAGCAGAAGCUCGCUCAGGAAGAAGAGGAACGUCGUCUUCGACAUGAGAAGAGGCGGCAAAGACACGAGGCUGAGAAAGAGGCCAAGCGCCUAGAGCAGGAGAAGAUUGAGCAGGCUGCACGCGAAGAAGAGGAGGCUCGGAAACUACGACGUCAGAAACGGGCGGAGCGGGAGGCAGCCAAAGCAGCUGGCUUACUGAAACCAAAAGAAGAGCUUGUUGAUGUCUCUCGCGAUGCUGCUCGCCGAGCAGCAGAGGAAGACGACGAUGGCGCUUCUCCUCCACCCCCGCUGCCACCCGUAGUCGAUGACACUCCUCCUCGUAGUGCGCCGCGCAGGCGUUUGAGUACCCGAGAGACUCCACCGAACGUGAAGCGUGGUAGUCUCUUCGGUGGCAUCUUUGGUCGCUCAAAGCCCGAAGCGACGCCGCCGGCUGCGAAAUUGUCAAGAUCGUCUCGUGCGCGCGCCAACACGCUAGAGGCUACACCCGUAAAGUCAUCGCGAAGAGAACCGGAGAUGGAACGACCUUCGAGCCGAGACAUGUCAUCGGACCAGAGCCGAGAGCGUCCAGAACGUAUGCACCGCAGUCGGCGUCUUUCACACAGCCAACGUCGCUUUGCAUCUGCCGAGGAGGAAGCCGAUUACUACAGGUGGAAAGAGGAGCGUCGCUUUAUGCGUCGCCCUGAACACGAAAUGUCUGGUGGACGAGAUGGAGGGGUCUCUCUCCCACCGCCGCCACCACCGCCUGAGGAUCUACCUCCACCACCACCAGAGCCUUUCGAAUACGAGCCAGAGCCAGAACCGAUCGAGACGAUUGAAUCACCAGUGAUCGAGGACGCAGCUGCGGUUGUCGGUGAAAUCUCCAUCUCAGACGAGGAAAGACGCGAGCGUCGCCGAAGCAGGCGGAUGUCCAAGCCGGAAGAACGCCCCAAGACACGCCGCAUAUCCGUCGUUGAGAAAGAGAGGCCAUCUGGUGGUCGUCGAGUAGAGUCAGAUCGACCCCGUGCACGAGACCAUGGCGAAGACCGUCCCAGGCCCCGGCGCGGCGAGACCGACCGGCGCGACAGGAGGAAGAAGAAGGAAGAGUCCAGUGGUCUCAAGGGACUAUUUGGAGGCUUGAAGAGGAGGAUUACUUGAGUUUGGAGUACAACAGAAACACACAUUUACACAUUCGGGAAGGGUCCACACGGGCAACACUGGCGUUUUGGCUUGGGUGAAUUGUUCUAUACCAUUGACGGAUCUCCUACUACAUUUUAAUCACUGAGGUGUUUGGAGUUGGGUUUCAGCAUAAGAUGGGUGGGCAUCUGUACUUGUAGGGCUGCAUGUUCUUGUUUCUUUAGAUCGGUGAUGAGGGCUCGCGAGAGUCAGGUAGUAUAUAGCUUCCGCUUCGGCGGUGACACGAUAUGAAUGAUGAUUCGUUAGUACGA
Alternaria rosae is the source of this 4558-nucleotide messenger RNA. RefSeq lists its product as uncharacterized. Bases 456 to 4268 code for a protein of 1270 amino acids. Lineage: Eukaryota; Fungi; Ascomycota; Dothideomycetes; Pleosporales; Pleosporaceae. The record is from RefSeq and is a predicted model, not a curated record. The transcript is spliced from 2 exons.